Messenger RNA from Oryza brachyantha (malo sina), 2229 nucleotides. RefSeq names its product calcium-dependent protein kinase 13. Gene Ontology annotation, molecular function: calmodulin binding; calcium ion binding; ATP binding. Bases 351 to 2003 code for a protein of 550 amino acids. The transcript is spliced from 7 exons. NCBI's taxonomy places the organism in Eukaryota, Viridiplantae, Streptophyta, Magnoliopsida, Poales, Poaceae. The record is from RefSeq and is a predicted model, not a curated record. Gene Ontology annotation, cellular component: cytoplasm; nucleus. Gene Ontology annotation, biological process: intracellular signal transduction; peptidyl-serine phosphorylation; protein autophosphorylation.
GGUGGCUAGCUGUUGCGCUCGCUUUCCCCCAAACGUGACCUGACGGGAGGGAGAAGUCGCCAUGAAGCAGCGCCUCCUGCUGCUGAUCGCUUUCUCGCCUCGUUAAAUCUCUCCUCCACCCCCAUCCAGUUUCCUCUUCGCUUCUUCGUGCUCGUGAGCUCGCUCGCUCGCUCGCUUGCUAGCUUCGGCGAGAGCUCCCCUGCGGCCAGAUCAGAGAUUCCCCUGCGGCGGUUGGGAGGUUUCCUCUUCGGCUAGCUCUGGCGUUUCUGUGAGCGGGGAGCACCAACCGCGCGUGGGGUGGGUGCCCGGAGCUUUGAUGCGCGUGGCCGCCGGAUUCUCCCCGUCGUUUGAUGGGCAACGCAUGCGGCGGUUCCCUUAUUAGAUCCAAGUACCUGAGCUUCAAGCAGACGUCGCACCGCCAGGACACCGAGGACAACGCCGCGGCGGCCGCCGACUCGCCGAAGAAGCCUUCCCGCCCUCCCGCAGCCGCCACCACGGACCCCAACCCAGUCUCCGCGUCGGCGCCGGCCGCCGCCAUGAGGCGCGGCCAGGCGCCCGUCGACAUCGGCUCGGUGCUCGGCCACCCCACCCCUAACAUCCGGGACCUCUACGCCAUGGGCAGGAAGCUCGGACAGGGUCAGUUCGGCACCACCUAUCUUUGCACCGAGCUAUCCACCGGGGUGGACUACGCUUGCAAGUCCAUCUCCAAGCGCAAGCUCAUCACCAAGGAGGACAUCGAAGACGUUCGCCGCGAGAUCCAGAUCAUGCACCACCUCUCGGGGCACAAGAACGUCGUCGCCAUCAAGGGCGCGUACGAGGAUCAGCUAUACGUGCACAUCGUCAUGGAGCUCUGCGCCGGCGGAGAGCUCUUCGAUCGCAUCAUACAGCGUGGCCACUACAGCGAGCGCAAGGCCGCCGAGCUCACUCGGAUCAUCGUAGGGGUCGUCGAGGCCUGCCACUCGCUCGGGGUCAUGCACCGGGACCUCAAGCCCGAAAACUUCCUGCUUGCCAACAAGGACAAUGACCUCUCGCUCAAGGCCAUUGAUUUUGGUCUCUCAGUCUUCUUCAAGCCCGGUCAAGUUUUUACCGAUGUUGUCGGAAGCCCGUACUACGUAGCUCCAGAAGUUCUGUUAAAAGAGUAUGGACCAGAAGCUGAUGUUUGGACUGCUGGUGUCAUUCUCUACAUUUUGCUAAGUGGUGUGCCCCCAUUCUGGGCAGAGACACAACAAGGAAUAUUUGAUGCUGUAUUGAAAGGCGUUAUUGAUUUUGAUUCUGAUCCUUGGCCUGUGAUCUCUGAUAGUGCAAAGGAUCUUAUAACAAAAAUGCUCAAUCCUCGCCCAAAGGAACGCUUAACAGCACAUGCAGUUCUAUGCCAUCCAUGGAUUCGUGAUCAUGGAGUUGCUCCUGAUCGGCCUCUUGAUCCAGCUGUCCUAUCUCGCAUCAAGCAGUUCUCUGCAAUGAAUAAGUUGAAGAAGAUGGCUUUGCGGGUAAUAGCUGAGAGUCUCUCAGAGGAGGAAAUUGCUGGGUUGAAGGAAAUGUUCCAGACUAUGGAUGCUGAUAACAGUGGUGCAAUCACAUAUGAUGAACUUAAAGAAGGCUUGAGAAAAUACGGUUCCACGCUAAAGGACACUGAGAUUCGUGAUCUUAUGGAUGCAGCAGAUAUAGACAACAGCGGGACAAUUGAUUAUAUUGAAUUCAUUGCUGCAACAUUGCAUCUCAACAAACUGGAGCGAGAGGAACAUCUGGUGGCAGCUUUCUCAUAUUUUGACAAGGAUGGAAGUGGUUACAUCACAGUGGAUGAGCUGCAGCAAGCUUGCAAAGAGCAUAACAUGCCAGACGCCUUUCUUGAUGAUGUCAUCAAUGAAGCUGACCAGGAUAAUGACGGGCGCAUUGACUAUGGAGAAUUCGUUGCCAUGAUGACUAAGGGCAAUAUGGGAGUCGGACGAAGAACAAUGAGAAACAGCUUGAAUAUCAGCAUGAGGGACGCACCUGGUGCACUCUAGAUUUCCACGAUGUACAGCUUACGGCUUUUAGCUUCUUCCUGUCUUCCUGCCCACGAACUCCUGCAAUUUUUUAGCGUUGUCAAAUGUAUGUGGAUGUGUGUUUUUUCAGGUGGUUCUGAUUUAACUUGUCAAUUGAUUCCCCAUGGAAUGCAUAACAAGAUGUUCAUGUCACGCACACACGAUGCUGGGUUGUAAAUGAUCUUGUACGUCAUUGCUUAACUCUGAA